AUGUCUAAAUGCAAUUCCUGCACCACGCCGGCAGACCCUCGUGCUUGCUUUGCCGCCGACGAUAGCCCACCUAUCUCCGACCCUACACUGUAUCGAAGUCUCGCUGACGCCCUCCAGUACUUAACUUUUACACGCCCUGCUAUCUCUUUCGCCGUCAAGCAAAUCUGUCUAUACAUGCAUGAUCCCCGCGAAUCUCAUCUCAAAGCACUCAAACGAAUCCUGGGCUACCUCAAGGGUACUCUUGAUCACGGCCUCCAACUCUACCCGACACAACCUACAGGCCUCAUCGCUUACACGGACGCCGACUGGGCUGGCUGUCCCUCUACUCGUCGUUCAACUUCCGGCUACUGCAAUUUCCACGGUGACAACUUAAUCUCUUGGUCCUUCAAACGUCAACACAUUGUCUCCCGCUCAAGCGCCGAAGCUGAGUAUCGCGGCGUGGCCAACGUCGUCGCUGAAACAACAUGGCUUCACAACCUCCUCCUAGAAUUACAUUGUCCUCUCAUGAAAGCAAUUAUUGUCUACUGUGACAAUAUCAGCGCCGUCUACCUCUCCACAAACCCUGUUCAACAUCAACGCACAAAACAUGUCGAGAUCGACAUUCACUUCGUUCGUGAACGUGUCGCCCUCGGAACAGUCCGUGUCCUUCACGUCCCCUCGUCACACCAAUACGCGGAUAUCUUCACAAAGGGGCUUCCCACUCCAUUGUUCAACGAGUUUCGUUCCAGUCUAAGCAUUCUUCCGAACGAUGCUACGACUACGGGGAAGUGA
Messenger RNA from Camelina sativa (false flax), 771 nucleotides. The record is from RefSeq and is a predicted model, not a curated record. NCBI's taxonomy places the organism in Eukaryota, Viridiplantae, Streptophyta, Magnoliopsida, Brassicales, Brassicaceae.